Molecule: messenger RNA, 2333 nt
Organism: Oryza sativa Japonica Group (Japanese rice)
Lineage: Eukaryota; Viridiplantae; Streptophyta; Magnoliopsida; Poales; Poaceae
Biological process (GO): protein ubiquitination
Cellular component (GO): Cul4A-RING E3 ubiquitin ligase complex
Source: RefSeq, a predicted model, not a curated record
GCUUCAUCCCAUCCCACCAUAGUAUCCCUAAAAUUUCUCAAACCAAAAACACUGUAUUUGAAUCCGGGCGAAGCGAAAGCCCGGGAGGAGGUGGAGGCCGGAAAACUCUUUCGCCGACCUUCCCCACACGGCUUCACCCUAAGCCAGUGAGCCCAGGCGGCGGCGGCGGCGGGGCGGAAUGGCGGAGCCGGACUGGAUCCUGGAGAGGGAGCGGAGGCAGGUGGAGCAGAUCCUGGAGCUUGACAUGGAGGAGCUCCAGGUCGAGGAGGUCGACGACGCCGGCUCAUCCUCCUCCUCCGAAGUCGACACCUUUCUCAGAAACACUCAUGGGGAUGGAGGAUCUAGAACUUCUGAAGCACUUGCAUUCAAUACGUCUGUGGUUUCGCUGCCCACCUGUGAUGGUGAGGUUCAUGAUGCCCCAGGCAGAUUUGCUUUCUUGGAUGGUGGUGUGGUUCUCUGUUUACCAAUGUUUUAUCUUCAAGGUGUUGUUUUGUUUCCUGAAGCUAUCCUGCCUAUUAGAGUAGUUCAGCCUAGAUCUUUGACAGCUGUUGACAAGGCUGUCAAUCAUGUUGACGCUCCAUGCAUGAUAGGUGUGGUUCAUGUUUAUCAACACACUAAUGAUGGACACCAUGCUAUUGCUUCAGUUGGGACAACAGCGGAGAUACAUCACAUUAAACAACUUGAUGAUGGCUCAUCAAAUGUUGUCACACGUGGUCAGAACCGUUUUCGCCUUAGACGCCGUUGGAUCGAUGCUGAUGACGUUCAAUGGGGUGAAGUACAAAUUAUCGAAGAAGAUACACCUCAGAGAACUCCAAGAGAUGCAUUUGGCCAGUUAGCUACAAAUUAUAUUUUCAACCAGUGUGGCACAUCGUUACUCAGUUUGGGUACAUCUUGUUUCAGACAAGAUGAUCAUGUGAACUCUGAUCAAGAUUGGGAUUCUCUAUCAUCCACUAGUACUUCAAGUGAACAUUCAGUAACAGAUGCAAGAACAUACUGUUCCUCAAAUGAAGAUGAAGAUCUCAUGCUUGAACAGUCUUGGCAGAAGUAUGAUUCUGUGAAAAGAAAUGCUGAAUUAGAGAAUCCAGUCAAGCAUAGCAACACAAGAGGCAAGGGUGAACCUUGCUUUCAAUCCCCAAAAUCUUUACCAACAAAAAACAAAGGUGCUGAACAACGCAGGCGGUUCUGUGCUGCUUAUAGUUCAAAGCUGGCAUUGCAGGCUCCAUUGUCAUUUUGGCCUCGCUGGGCUUAUGAAAUGUACGAUUCAUAUUCCCUUGCUCGCAGAGUGGCAGAUUUGUGGAGACAAAUAGUUGUAAAUCCAAGCAUGGAUGAUUAUGUGAGAAAACCAGAUAUUUUGUCAUAUCACAUUGGAAGCAAACUUCCCAUGUCAUGUUCUGUGAGACAAGAAUUGCUUGAGAUCGAUGGUAUCUCAUAUCGGCUACAGAAAGAGAUCCAGCUACUCAAGGCCUUUAACAUCAUAAGAUGCAGAAAUUGCCUGGCUCUUAUCUCAAGACGUAGUGAUGGCCCUGUCGGUGCUUAUGUCAAGCAGUUCAGCUGUGGGCAAGAGAUGAUGACAGUGUACAAUGCAACUGGUCUUGCACUCCGUGGCGCUCCUUCCAAAGCUCACAGUUUGUUUCCAGGUUAUACGUGGACGAUUGCUCUCUGUGCUGCCUGUGAGUCCAACAUAGGCUGGCUGUUCAGGGCGGAGAAGACAAAUCUGCUUCCAAAAUCCUUCUGGGGAUUACGCAGCUCCCAAGUUUCAGAUGACACACAAUCAGGACAUAACUGAACCUUAACAUUAUGACAGGAAUGUAAAAGCAAUACUCAAUGUAUAUUCUUAUAAUACAAUACGCGAUGUAUAGAUGGAUGUUCAGAGUUCAGACAUGUUGCAGCAGUCUAAAGUAAAUGUGAGCAAUGCAGAAUGCACCCUCCAUAUCACUGAAAGGGAAGGUCAGCUUACCUCUCCUGCGCCAAAGAAUAAGAAUGUGUGAUCAGCUAAAGUCCCACUGACAAAUUUCUGAGCAGCAAUGAGGCCUGCAAGCACUACAGCAGCCGUUCCCUGUUUACACCACAGUUUCAUGGUUUACUCCUAUUGUUGUGAAACCCAGUAUAAAUGCACAUUCACUAGUUCGCUUUCAUUUAGGAACUGUAACGAGACCAAUACGAAGAGUAAAAAAGUGAGAUCUGAACCUACUACCUGAAUAUCAUCAUUGAAGACAAGAUUGUUUGCACGGUACUUCUCAAGAAGGGUAAAUGCAUUGUAAUUUGCGAAGUCUUCAAACUGUAAAAUAAAACAAAUUGAACAAUUGCCCAUAGGAACAGCUCAUUUACAGACC